AUGGCCAACUUUGUGAAGUCGUGUAGUGUAUUCACGGACGAAGACAACAAAACAGAGAAAGCUCUCCGGGUACAGCAUACAGCUACCUUUAUAUGGCUAGCGCGAUGCACCGAGGUGGAGGAGUCUGGCUUCGAUCUUUACCUCCCCGAGUUCGCGUCCAUUGUCAAAUGGUCUCGAUUCCUGACCACACCAAAACAAGAGCCAAAGGAACAUUGCUUGCACUCAAGACUGGCCUCGCUCUCCGUUUCCAGUGUGCCGAGGUUCUCACUCAACAUGAAUUACAUACCACCUUUAUAUCUCGUCGCCAUUAAAUGCCGCGAUCCAAUCACAAGACGCGAAGCCAUAUCCAUUCUCGAAGAGACCAACGGUCGCGAAGGCCUUUGGGACGCGCGUCUGCACGCAAAAGCCGCCAGAAGAUUGGUAGAAGUAGAAGAAUCCGGUGUGUUGAUAUUCGAGGGCGCAAAAUCUGCAUACAUGGAACCAGGGCCGCUGAUGCGCAUGAUCGCGGAUGGAGAGGUGAGAAUGCCACGGCAGAAUUCCAUACAAGAGUGUUUCCGUGUCCACGAUAUGGACCUUAGGAAUGUGACCGAAGGUGUGACUGGCACGGUCGAUAUCACCUGGCGUAUCUAUCCGAACGGUCGUCACGAGGAGAAGACGCAGUGGACAGAGGUGCUUGAAUUUUGA
Molecule: messenger RNA, 684 nt
Organism: Aureobasidium vineae
Lineage: Eukaryota; Fungi; Ascomycota; Dothideomycetes; Dothideales; Saccotheciaceae
Source: the annotation of a GenBank genome assembly